This is a messenger RNA of Dromaius novaehollandiae (emu), 5617 nucleotides long. RefSeq names its product interleukin 17 receptor D (gene IL17RD). The transcript is spliced from 13 exons. NCBI's taxonomy places the organism in Eukaryota, Metazoa, Chordata, Aves, Casuariiformes, Dromaiidae. The record is from RefSeq and is a predicted model, not a curated record. Gene Ontology annotation, molecular function: interleukin-17 receptor activity. Bases 7 to 2283 code for a protein of 758 amino acids.
CCGCGCAUGCACAGCGCCGCGCAGCCCUCCGCUCCGCGGGCGCUGCCGGGCUCGCGGCGCACCAUGGCAGCGCGGCUGCCGCUCGGCCCCUGGCUCCUGGCGCUGCUCGUCUGCGGCGGCGGCGGGCGGCUCGCGCGGGCGGCCGGAGCGGGCGGCCGGAGGGGCGCGGCGGCCGAUGCCUGCGGAGCGAGGGGCCUGUCUCCAGUCACCAAGAACAAUGGACUACUCAAUAUCACCUUUAAAUAUGACAAUUGUACUCCGUAUCUGAAUUCGGUGGGAAAACACGUGAUUGGAGAUGUGCAGAAUAUAACAAUCAGUCAGUAUUCAUGUUAUGAACAGGUUGCAGUGACAAUACUUUGGACAGCAAAUACCAUUGGGAUUGAAUACCUAAAAGGAUUUCGAGUAAUACUUGAAGAGUUAAAAUCAGAGGGAAGACAAUGUCAGCAGAUGAUUUUAAAAGAUCCAAAGCAACUCAGCCCCAGUUUUAAAAAAACAGCAAUGGAAUCUCAGCCUUUUAUAAAUCUGAAGUUUGAAACAGAUUACUUUGUCAAGAUUGUUCCUUUUCCUUCCAUUAAAAAUGAAAGUAAUUAUCACCCAUUUUUCUUCCGAACUCGACCAUGUGAAUUGUUGCUACAGCCAGAAAACCUUGUCUGCAAACCUUACUGGAAGCCAAGGAACCUGAAUGUUACCCAACAAGGCUUUAACAUGCAAGUGUCUUUUGAUCAUGCACCACACAACUUUGGGUUUAGAUAUUACUUUCUUCACUAUAAACUUAAGCAUGAAGGACCAUUUAAGCAGAAGACCUGCAAACAGGAGCAAAACACAGACACUACAAGUUGCAUUCUUCAGAAUGUAUCUCCAGGGGAUUAUAUAAUUGAGCUGGUGGACGACACUAACACAACAAGGAAAACAAUGCAUUAUGCACUAAAACCAGUACAUUCUCCAUGGGCUGGACCCAUAAGAGCUAUUGCCAUUACAGUCCCUUUAGUCGUCAUUUCAGCAUUUGCAACGCUUUUCACAGUGAUGUGCCGCAAGAAACAGCAAGAAAAUAUAUAUUCCCAUCUAGAUGAGGAGAGUUCAGAAUCUUCAGCAUAUGCUGCAGUGCUUCAUGUGGAAAGACUUCGUCCCCGGCCAAAAGUGUUCAUCUGCUAUUCCAGUAAAGACUGCCAGAAACACAUUAAUGUCAUCCAGUGCUUUGCUUAUUUUCUUCAGGACUUUUGUGGCUGUGAGGUGGCUCUAGAUUUAUGGGAAGAUCUAAAAAUUUGUAAGGAAGGGCAGAAAGAGUGGCUUAUUAAAAAAAUAAAUGAGUCCCAAUUUAUCAUCAUUGUGUGUUCCAAGGGAAUGAAAUACUUCGUUGAAAAAAAGAACUGGAAACACAGAGGGGUAACCAAAGAUGCAGGGAAAGGAGAACUCUUUCUGUUUGCUGUGUCAACUGUUGCGGAGAAGCUUCGUCAGGCAAAGCAGAGUUCAAAUGACCUCUGCAAGUUCAUUGCAGUCUACUUUGAUUACUCCUGUGAAGGAGAUAUCCCUGGUAUUCUGGAUCUAAGUACAAAAUACAAACUCAUGGAUGAUCUUCCUCAGCUUUAUUCACAUUUACACUCCAGAGAUCUUAGCCUACAGGAUUCAGAGCUGUUUCCUGUGAACAUUAGUAAAAGGAAUUAUUUCAGGAGCAAAUCUGGACGGUCCCUUUAUGUUGCUAUUUGCAAUAUGCAUCAGUUCAUUGAUCAGGAACCAGACUGGUUUGAGAAACAGUUUAUUCCUUUUCCUCCAUCUCCUUUACAUUACUCAGAGCCUGUCAUGGAAAAAUUUGACUCAGGCUUGGUUUUAAAUGACUUAGUCAGUAAACAGAUGACGGAUGGUGAUUUUUACCUGAAAACAGAUGGGAAUAUUAUUUCAGCUGUAAAUUCAGACUCUCACUGUAUAAUUCAGCACUUAAACCUUGGAGAAGAUAUAGAAACUCAGGACAUUCAAGGUGGCAACUCUGUUCUUCAGCCGUUGUUACAUGUUGUUAAAGCUUCCAAUCUUACAGAUAUGCCUCGAGAUUCUGGAAUCUAUGAUUCAUCCGUUCCUUCAUCUGAAUUAUCUUUACCUUUAAUGGAAGGACUCUUAACAGACCAAAUUGAAACAUCUUCCAUUACAGAAAGUGUUUCUUCAUCAUCAGGUUUAGGGGAAGAAGAACCUCCUGUAAUCACUGCCACAAAAUUCUUAGUGCCUGGAAUAUAUAAAGCAGAACUUCAUUGCCAUAUCCAUGCUGACGAACUGCAGGCAAUCGCACCUUUGUAAUACGUUACAACAUUGUUAUGCAUUGCCACUUUAUCAACAGCCUCUGUUUGUGCUUAAACUACCACACUAUCCCAGCACUAAACCUACUUGAAGGAACAAAUAUUCCCUGAAGAAGAUCUGCUAUUAUUAAGGGAUUUUUAUGGCCAGUAAACUUGAAUCUGUUAGUCUUUAUUAUGUCUUUCAUGACUUGAAAAAUGCAGCAUGGAAAAAUAGCUGAAAAUAUACUUCAAAAUCAUUCCCAUUUCUAACUUAAAUUUCGUGAUCAUAUUACACUGUUUACAGAUGCUACAAUCAAAAAAUCACUUUUUUUCUAGAAAAAAAUUUGCAAUUGGACAAAAAAUUGCUUGGACCAUUAAGUCUUAGUAAAUUUUCUUGUUCAGACUCUGGUUUUUAAGUGCUGAUAGACUUGAUGGCAGGAUUAUUUUAGUGAAUGAGCAGCAAGGUUUUUUUCAGAAUCAACAUAAAAUGCCAAAGGUGAGAUCACAUGAUUCUCCAUCAGGAGAAUUCCAGUUCUUUUAGAAAUAUUUGAGCUCCUUUCCUCACACUCUCCUCUCUCUUUCCUAAAUGUUAAUGUGUCUCAGACUUUAAUUUCAGAUAAGAGCAUUUUGCCCUCUUCAGUAUGAUUCUCCUUUCUUUUCUCCAUAAUCUGGCUAUGAUGACUCACAAAUAAUAACAUGUUGAGUCUGAAAAUAUAAUUUUUGCAUUAGAAAAAAAACCAUAUAUAUGCUGGCUGAGUGACACCAUGGAAACCAAGUUUCCUAUUUUCUUCCUGGAAGGGUUGAUAUGAAGAAUACUUCAAAGAGAUGGGGGAAGGAACACCAAAUUUCGUGUUUGUUCAGGACAUCAUUCUGUCUUUGUUCAGCCUUAAGAGGCGUGUACUGUGUGGAGAAUUUCUAUUAUCCUUCAAGGACAUGCUGCUACAAAUUCAUCUGGGAUAAAACACGUUAAGACAAGCAGUUAACCUACAUAAGUACUUUAGUUCAUGUUGAUCAACCACUAAACAGAAGCCUAGGAGUUAUUUUCAAGUUCCAGUGCUUGCUGUUACUUAGUGAUUAAGAUAGUAUACUGUUACUAGUGUUAUAUUAAGAGAACAUGCUAAAAAUACAAUUGGUCUUGUUUAUCUAAAGACAGGGAGCAUGCAAGUGCUUUCUUCUGCAGUGACAAUGUAGGUAUAUCCUCAUCCAAAGUAUCACCGCUGUUUCCAAAGAGUAACUUCAUCAGUAAAACUCAUCUGUGUAACUGCAAUUCUAGGCACUAUUUUAACAGACAUGGUAAUAGCAAAUAGUAAAAGACACCUUAUCAGUGUGCCUUUGCUAAAUUUGUUCAUGGAGUCAGAUUCUGUCCCUUGUUUCAUCUGUCCUCGGGUUCCCCUAACAGGCAGUUACUUCAGAAGUGUAUCAAAACUCAAGCACCUCAAAUAUUCUCUCCAUUUUGGUAGACUAGAAUUAACAUAUUACUAACUGCUACAUUGUAGUAUCCGUUUUAAUAGCAUGAGCUAGAACUAUUAAACCAGGGAUGAUUUUCUUCCUGUGGUAAUUUUAGCUCUCCAGUGCUGGCAAAUCUUUUUUUGGGGGGGGGAGGAAAAAAAAACAAAACAAAAAGCAGGCCACCCCUCAAUUCUGUGUGCAUUUAUGUGAAUUGUUAUUUUUGGGUUCUGACUUGUUCCUCAUUGAGUCACUUUAAAACCUCUGUUGUUUUUUUUGUCAGUUUAUAUUUAAUCAUGUGAAUGUCCAAACAAAAGACUCUCUUGAAAUUGCUGUUGUCACGGAUGCAUUAAGAAAGGUCUGUACAACUUUCAUGCAUAAAAUGUAAUGAUUAUUUGACAGUAGCCAUUGGUGGCAGAACUCCAGCAUGCUUUGCAAUUGUAAUACAGAGUUGUACUAUGAGGAGGUAGGUGCACGUGUCGGAUUUGGAAGGCCAUGUUUGUUAGCGUGAUGUUCUUUAUUGUCCCUGUUUCCUGAAUUUUAAAGAACAGCAACUGGAAAACUAUAAACUAACAAUAUCUAAGUAAGUUAAGGUAAUUCUUACUACACAGUGAAUUAUCUGCACUUUCAGUAAUGUGCUUUCUUUAUACUGUGCCUUGAGCUGUACUGAAAGCAAAAUUCUUCACGUUUUCUUGUUCUUUAAAGUUGAAAAAUACCUGGGUCAAACAAGGCAGAAUAAUUUAGAGGUAAACGCUCCUCUACUAAAUCCAGCUGUGUAGGAUCGUGAUUCAGUGCAAUUUUUGCAGUUUUACUAGAGAAAGAGUUUGGAUCGAUGAAACAUGCAGAAAGUUUACACAAUGCUAAGGAGCUGCUGUCCUCAGAAAUGCCAAAGCUGCAACACGUAAGGACAAGGAGGUAGGUUGAGGCAGUUUCUUAGCAAUUAGAUGGUGAAGGUAAUGCUGCUUUCCUCAGUGGAAAGUCCCAGUUCACAUACUCUUAUUUUAUGCUCGGCUAAAGAUUAGGAAGAGUUCCUGGUUCUGUUAAAAUCAGUAGUAAAAUUUAUAUUAUUUAAUGGGAUUAGUAUUUCCUUUUGAGCUCUAAGGAAGCUCAGUUUCAAAGAUGGGCAAAGAAACACUUGCUACUAAUGAUUUUUUUUUUUUUUAAUUUGCUGUACAAUCCUGCAGAUUGUUGUGUAAUUAUGAAAGGUCUAUGCAGAUGCCAACCAAAUACAUUGUAGAGGAAAAAAGAAAAUGAAGAAUUCCUUCUUAGUAUAAGGUGGAAACAGUAUGUUAUACAUCUUUGGAAGAAAAAGCAUAUAAUUAAUUGAAAAUUUAGGAUAGGGUAAGCCCACACUUCUUAAAAAUACACAGAACUGAGAAAAAUACUUAUCUGAUUUAGUAUUUUUUUUAUAAAGCCACAAUGCUUUAUAAAAUUAGAAAGAUAUUAUGUGUAUUGAGAGUAGGGAAGGGCAUAGUACUGAAUAUGCAAGAAUUCUGUUUUUUCUCGCCCACAAGCAUACCAGCAGAAGUCCUUGUAAAAAUAUUUUUUUAAAGAAAUAUUUUAAUACACAUUUUAGAGGUUAGCUUACUACUAUUUUCAAGUGUUAGUAAACUCUAAACAGAAUGUAAACAAUAAAAGAAUCCCUUUACUUACUACUAGACUUAAGUGUGUGGACAUGUGAUUGUUUGGAUGUUUCAAAACAUAUUUUCUGGGAGGGUGGAAAAAACAUCGGAAAGCUAAAGGUGCAAGACAUAGCUGUAUAUUCAAAAUUUUGAAUGAUAGAUAUAGCUGUUACCAUAAUUUGUACCUGUACUGUUGAAAAUAGAAUGCAGCUGAUAUUUGCAGAAGUAAAUUUUUUAUACUAUAAUUUAGAAGUUAAAUAUCAGAAUAAAACAUUUUUGUUCAGUUUC